Messenger RNA from Cercospora beticola, 1426 nucleotides. It is a transcript of the gene PPE1, whose product is annotated as phosphoprotein phosphatase methylesterase 1. The record is from RefSeq and is a predicted model, not a curated record. Gene Ontology annotation, biological process: protein demethylation. NCBI's taxonomy places the organism in Eukaryota, Fungi, Ascomycota, Dothideomycetes, Mycosphaerellales, Mycosphaerellaceae. Gene Ontology annotation, molecular function: protein methylesterase activity.
AUCGGGCGAAGGACCUGACAUGUGAAAGCUUGUGAUGCAAGUCUGCGCUCACUACCACGUCUAGAUCUGCUGUGCUCCAAUGAUCCGCGCAACACUCACAUUCGAAGCGAAGCUACCCAUAGCUCGCAGUCACAAUGUCGGAUCUGUUUAGGGAGAAACUGUCCAAUCCAACUGCGACACCGCAGUCACAACCACUUGGUCCGCCUGCGCGGCCCAGACCAAGUCCAAUCGCCACUCCCGCAAUCGGUAGCGUUUCCUUGAGCGACGAUUAUUCAUCCGACUCAUCAGCUUCAUCAACUGCCAGUGUGGCAACCGUGCGACCUUCGUCACGGGAACAAGCAGCCCCGCCGACACACUGGACACAAUACUUUGAGCAAGAAAUAUACCUCGAGCACAAGACGGAAGACAAGGAUGCUAGAUAUCAUGCAUACCUGACGCCCCCAACCGAUCCCCAUAAGGGACCUCUGUUCAUUUGCCAUCAUGGUGCUGGGGCGUCAGCAUUAUCGUUCGCUAUUUUCGCCAGAGAACUUCGUCAGAAGCUUCCUGCGGCGGGCAUUCUCUCGCUUUCUGCACGUGGGCAUGGUUCCUUGGUUAUAGAUCCCGCGACUAAAUCUGAGAUCCUCGACUUCUCAUUGAACUCCCUUGUCGAAGAUGCAAUCACAAUCAUCGAACUCGUCUCUGCGCAACAGAACUGGCCGAAGAUACCUCCAUCAGUUCUCCUAGGCCACAGCCUCGGCGGGGCGGUCGUAACAACCAUCGCCACCACGCACUUCAGAGCUUUCGGUCCCAACCUAAUAGGCUACUGCGUACUUGACGUCGUGGAAGGCUCCGCAAUCGAAGCCCUUACCCACAUGACAACCUACAUCGCUUCUCGUCCGAGCACAUUCAACACUAUCGAAGAUGCUAUCGCUUGGCACAUCCGAUCUCGUACCAUCCGAGAUCAACGCAGUGCAGAAGCUUCCGUCCCAUCACUGCUCGUUCCCUCACCAACGGGAACUGGAAAAUUAGUCUGGCGCACCGAUCUCUCAGCCACGCAGCCCUGGUGGGAAGAAUGGUUCAAAGGAAUGUCGGCAAAGUUUUUGACAGGCAGAGGAGCGAAGAUGUUGAUCCUGGCUGGUACAGAUCGUUUGGAUAAAGAGCUCAUGAUAGGCCAGAUGCAAGGCAAGUUCCAGCUCGUGGUACUUCCGGAGGCAGGGCAUUUCGUACAAGAAGACGUACCAGAGAAGACGGCGGGCCUAUUAGCUGAGUUCUUCAAGAGGAACGACAGGAGUGCUAUGGUGUUGCCGCCGAAGGUCAGCGACCUUAUUGCACAAGGAAAGAAAGUAUGAGAGGUCAAGACUUGGAGUCUUAUGCAUAGAGUCAAGCAGGGGAGAAUGAAAUCACAGCAUUGACAGAAUAUAGCAUCAUUGGUAUGGAGCAUAUGAAA